Saitoella complicata NRRL Y-17804 is the source of this 1574-nucleotide messenger RNA. RefSeq names its product Metallo-hydrolase/oxidoreductase. Gene Ontology annotation, cellular component: nucleus. The record is from RefSeq and is a predicted model, not a curated record. NCBI's taxonomy places the organism in Eukaryota, Fungi, Ascomycota, Saitoellomycetes, Saitoellales, Saitoellaceae. The transcript has a single exon. Gene Ontology annotation, molecular function: 3'-tRNA processing endoribonuclease activity. The coding region runs from base 7 to 1434 and encodes 475 amino acids.
ACGAGAAUGAAUGACAGCUCCAGCAGACUGUGUGCUUGGGUUUAUCAGCUGUUUCGGUAUCCUCGAACAAGGUUUAGGCAGUAUUCAUCCACGCCGGUACCAGCUGUUGAGGUACCGAAAACGUUACCUUUUCCCCGCGUCGAGGCCCCUGUAACGACGACUCAAAGAUAUCCCGACAAGAACAACAAAAGCAUCUUCAACAGGAAGUACGCGCUAGCCGACAUGGUCAAUGGGCCUCUAGCAAUCACCUUCUUGGGAACAGCAUCCGCAGUCCCUUCACACACCCGCAACCACUCCUCCCUCGUGCUGAAACAUGAUGCUGGGUCUUGGAUGUUUGACUGUGGAGAGGGAACGCAGAAGCAGAUGCAGCGAGGUGGUGAUGGAGUUAGGAUGGGUCAAGUGAAACGCAUCUUCAUCACACAUAUGCAUGGAGACCAUGUUUUUGGCAUCGUUCCAUUAAUGGCGUCCGUGUUGUGUGGAGCUGGAGGAACGGUUGGAGCAUCGGAUCCGCGGCUUGACAGUGCCGCUGACAAGAGCGCAAGAGCAGAGACGGGUGAAGACGAGGCACUGGAGAUUUAUGGACCUUUGGGGUUGAGAGAGUACAUCCGGCGAGCACUGAGGCUGACAUACACCAAUCUUGGCGGAGCAUAUCGAGUGACUGAACUUCACUUUCCGACAGAUCAGCCUCAGCCAGAAGGGAGACCACACCUCCUUGAACUACCAGGGAAGAAUAUCCUGCCACAUGGAGAUGGCUUAUGGCGAGAUUUCUGCAUUACCCCAAAUCUCGUCGUCUCGGCUGGACCCAUCCUACACAGUGCACCGUGCAUCGGCUUCGUCGUACAGGAGACAAAUGUUCCGGGAAAGAUGAACCCAGCUUUGUACGCACCGCAUUUGAAGAGAAACAAGGAAGCACUUGCGGCGGAAGGUAUUGCCAACCCCAUGAAACUCUUGGCAACUAUUCAGCAGGGCACUAAGAUCACAUUGCCUGACGGCACAGUCCUCACUCCACCUGCGCCACGAGUCGGACGAAAGAUCGCUAUCCUUGGCGAUACCCAUGACCCCAGCCCCAUGGCUGUUCUCUGUGACGACGCUGACCUGCUCAUCCACGAAGCCACGAACGCACAUCUUCCAGAUAUCGACGCAGCAACCAAGUCCACAGACACUUUCGAAACUGUCCAGGAGCGCACAAUCUGUCACGGACAUUCUACGCCACAAAUGGCAGGUGCCUUCGCGAGAAGAAUAGGAGCAAAGAGGUUGUGUCUGAAUCACUUCUCCUCGCGAUAUAAGGGUGAUGAGAGUGAGGAAGCGAUGAGCAUCAUGGAGGGUAUUAGAGCAUUGGCGAUUAAGGAAUUUGGAUCGGAUGAUGUGACCUGUGCAAGAGAUUUCAUGAGGAUCGAAGUGAAGAGGCAAGAGGAAGAAAUUGAAAGGUCGUAGAGCAGGUUGAUGCAGCCAGAACAAUUGGAAAGAAGAUUGUGUUUUGGUACACAGUGGGAGAGUUGAUUGAUCAAUGGCAAGACGGGUCAAGGCUUCCGGGGUGUGGCGAGUCAGACUCUGGAGAAGGACAUGGCUGUCAC